UGUCCCGGGUUCGCGCCGCGCCCCCCGGAGAGCCGAACAAGGCCCCGCCCCAGCAACAGGCCCCGCCUCCCAAAGGCAGACGCUCGAUUUCUCGCGAGCUUUCUCCCAGCGCCUCAGUGAGAUCUCGCGAGAUCUUCUGUAAUCCUCCCACCACUUCCCCCACCCCUCGUGAGGUCUCGCGACAUUCCUGUGACGCUUCCUCUUUCCCGGCGGCCGUCGCCAAGAUGCCUUCCAGACUAAGGAAGACCAGGAAGCUGAGAGGACACGUUAGCCACGGCCAUGGUCGUAUUGGCAAACACAGAAAGCAUCCUGGUGGCCGUGGAAAUGCUGGGGGUAUGCACCACCACAGAAUUAACUUUGACAAAUAUCAUCCUGGUUAUUUUGGGAAAGUUGGUAUGAGACACUACCAUUUGAAGAAGAACCAGAACUUCUGUCCUACUGUCAACUUGGAUAAAUUGUGGACACUUGUUAGUGAGCAGACAAGACUCAACUAUGCAAAAAACCAGGCUGGAUUAGCACCUGUCAUUGAUGUUGUACGCUCGGGUUAUUACAAAGUCCUGGGCAAGGGGAAGCUGCCCAAACAGCCUGUAAUUGUGAAAGCAAAAUUCUUCAGCAGGAAAGCAGAGGAGAAGAUCAAAGAAGUUGGUGGAGCCUGUGUGCUUGUGGCAUAAGAGUUUUUGUAUUUAUUCAAGUUUUGAAUAAAGACACUAUAAAAUGA
Molecule: messenger RNA, 718 nt
Organism: Mauremys reevesii (Reeves's turtle)
Lineage: Eukaryota; Metazoa; Chordata; Testudines; Geoemydidae
Product: 60S ribosomal protein L27a
Exons: 5
Coding region: 225-671 (148 amino acids)
Biological process (GO): translation
Cellular component (GO): cytosolic large ribosomal subunit; ribosome
Molecular function (GO): structural constituent of ribosome
Source: RefSeq, a predicted model, not a curated record